Rodentolepis nana is the source of this 465-nucleotide messenger RNA. The record is from the annotation of a GenBank genome assembly. Lineage: Eukaryota; Metazoa; Platyhelminthes; Cestoda; Cyclophyllidea; Hymenolepididae.
AUGCAUAAGAUAUUGCGUAGCUGUAUUCGUAUUGCUAAUGAGCAAUUAAUUUGUGGGUCUUCUCCAUUUCCUCCUCUGGUGAACACCGAAUCAGGUGGGUCUUCUCCAUUUCCUCCUGUAUGCGAAUCAGAUGGGUCUUCUCCAUUUCCUCCUGUAGGUUUCACAUCAGGUGGGUCUUCUCCAUUUCCUCCUGUAGGUUACAGAUCAGAUGGGUCUUCUCCAUUUCCUCAUGUAGGUUACAUAUGGUGGGUCUUCUCCGUUUCCUCCUACACCGAAUCAGGUGGGUCUUCUCCAUUUCCUCCUUUGAACACCGAAUCAGGUGGGUCUUCUCCAUUUCCUCCUGUAUACCAGUAUCUUUGGCUUUCCGUACUUGUCUUUAGGGCUGGAUCCCAGUAUCUCUGUCUUUCCGUCGUUGUCUUUAGGGCUGGACAUGAUCAGAUGGGUCUUCUCCAUUUCCUCAUGUAG